This is a messenger RNA of Merops nubicus (carmine bee-eater), 207 nucleotides long. Its product is annotated as mediator of RNA polymerase II transcription subunit 30-like. The record is from RefSeq and is a predicted model, not a curated record. Gene Ontology annotation, biological process: positive regulation of DNA-templated transcription. Gene Ontology annotation, cellular component: mediator complex. The annotation marks the transcript as partial. NCBI's taxonomy places the organism in Eukaryota, Metazoa, Chordata, Aves, Coraciiformes, Meropidae. Gene Ontology annotation, molecular function: transcription coregulator activity. The transcript has 2 exons.
CAACUUAUUCCAUACGUUGAAGAAGAUGGCUCCAAGCAUGAUGAUCGUGGUGCUGCAAGUCAGCUUCGUUUUGCUAGUGAAGAGAGAAGGGAAAUCAUGGAAGUAAAUAAGAAACUGAAGCAGAAGAAUCAGCAGCUGAAGCAGAUCAUGGAUCAGUUACGGAAUCUUAUUUGGGACAUAAAUGCCAUGCUGGCAAUGCGGAACUGA